This is a messenger RNA of Bufo bufo (common toad), 2519 nucleotides long. It is a transcript of the gene IPMK, whose product is annotated as inositol polyphosphate multikinase. The record is from RefSeq and is a predicted model, not a curated record. Gene Ontology annotation, molecular function: inositol tetrakisphosphate kinase activity; inositol-1,4,5-trisphosphate 3-kinase activity. The coding region runs from base 174 to 1424 and encodes 416 amino acids. The transcript has 6 exons. Gene Ontology annotation, cellular component: cytoplasm; nucleus. Gene Ontology annotation, biological process: inositol phosphate biosynthetic process. Lineage: Eukaryota; Metazoa; Chordata; Amphibia; Anura; Bufonidae.
CUGCCAGAAAAGUAACGCGGUGACGCAGGAGGCAGAGAGCCCAGCGGCGGCGCUUAUCGCGCAGUGUGCUGCUGUCUACCUGAGCCGGGGGCUCGCCAUGCUGGAGCUGCGGGGCGGGGAGAGCGGCCGGUGAACACUCACCCUGUCACCUCAUCUCAUUCCCUGUCUACAGGAUGGCAACCCACAGUGCCAGCGAGCCCCUGGCACCGGCCAGCCUGGACCUCCAUCAUCAUCAUCAUCAUCCUCCUCCUGGGGACAAGGAGCUGCUAGGAAAAGACCACAAGUUACUCAAUGGCUGCGUCCCACUCUCGCAUCAGGUGGCCGGCCAUAUGUAUGGGAAAGAUAAAGUUGGCAUACUACAACAUCCAGAUGGGACCGUCUUAAAGCAGUUACAGCCGCCACCACGUGGACCAAGAGAACUGGAUUUCUAUAACAUGGUUUUCUCAAAUGACUGUACUGAUCCUAAAUUGCGUGAACUACAAAUAUUUUUACCAAAGUAUUAUGGCACUUGGUCACCCCCAGGAUCUGCAAAUGAUCUUUACUUAAAACUGGAAGAUGUAACCCGAAAGUUUAACAAGCCAUGUAUCAUGGACGUAAAAAUAGGCCAAAAGAGUUAUGAUCCACACGCAUCAGCUGAGAAGAUCCAGCAACAGAUCAGCAAGUACCCUUUAAUGGAAGAGAUUGGCUUCCUGGUUUUAGGCAUGAGGGUCUACCACAUGGAUUCAGACAGCUUUGAGACUCAAAACCAGCACUAUGGACGAAGCCUGACGAAAGGCACAAUAAAACAUGGUCUAUCAAAAUUCUUCAACAAUGGCUGUUAUUUGAGGAAGGAUGCUGUGUCUGCUUGCCUCCAUAUAGUGCAGAACAUUCUGCAGUGGUUUGAGAAUCAGAACAUCCUUCACUUUUAUGCAAGCUCCUUGCUUUUUGUUUAUGAUGGUUCUAGUCCACAACCGACCCCAACAGUUGAUGGAAAAGUCCACGAGAAGCACGUUGCUACCCCCCCAGAGCUGCCUACAGAUGACGAGUUGACCGAGUGCAAUAAUAACAUCAGCAGGUUGAGCUCCAUGGAGAAUGGUAAGAACGAGAUGCUGGUGGAGAAGAAACGGUCUAGAAUUUAUGCAGCAAACAAAAAGACAUGUCCUAAAAGACUGCACAGUGAAGCCUUUAUGGAAGGAGAGAUUUUAGGUGAGGACAGAACCCGGAAAAAUCAAAAUAACGUUCCACAGGAGCAUCUGAAUGGUAACCUUCUAACGAAACUGGAAAAUGUAAUUUGCCAGGUUUCUCCGGACCUGAGGGAUAGCAAACAAGUUGAUGUGAGGAUGAUUGAUUUUGCUCAUGUCUUUCCAAGUGAAGGAAAAGACCUUGGCUAUAUCUAUGGAUUGAAGAACUUAAUAUCUGUCUUGCAGAGUAUUUUAAAUGAAUAAUUGGUUUAUAAUUCGGAUUGGGAGCCAAUGACCAGAUAAUCAAGAACAUACCUUCAAGAAUAUUUGCACUUGUAAUUGUGGUAACCUUUUUUUCCCUUGUGAUUUCUUCGUUCUAAGCUUUUUUUUUUUUUUUCAUCUUGGUGGAAGGGGUUUAUCUUUUUUAUAAUAUUACUCAGGAAAAUUGAAGUGAUAUGUAGGCAUUUGGGAAGUUUGCGGUUGGCAAGCAGAUGGGAUAACGUUCUUCUCUGGAUUUUGGAGGAUAAAGAGUAAGGGAAGGUUAUGGUGCGAUGGGACCACUCUUCCAAGACCAUACGAGCAGUGUCCAUGUGAAAGAAACCGUGCCUUCAUACAAAGGUCACUAAGAUGUUCUUAUCUUGGAGAGGAAUAUUACAUGGAAGAUCACAAUAUUUCAAACUAACCUACAUCCGUUUUGAUAUUGAGCCAUUGAACCCUACAAGUUUAACCCCUAAUUGUUUACAAAGAUUAAAACUGGAAAUCCAUAUGGUAGAUGGAUAUAUCUAUAUAUAUGUAAAUGUAAGUUAUUUAGAUUUCUACAGGAAGUAACCACCAUUUUGGAAGUUGGACCAGAGUCGGAUUAUGAAUGUUUGUCCUUUAUUAACCUGGCUUAGGAAUUUGACUAAUGGCUUGGUAGGGAGGCAGACAAUGCUUUAUAUGCUGGAUCAGCUCUUGAAUACUGAUUCACCCUUCAAAGUGGAAGCAGUUAGUAAUCAGUAGCUAAGCUAAAGUUGGCCAUACACUUUAGAGGGCUAUUGGUCAAUGGUUAUCCCUCCAGACCUUGGCUCUGCCAAGCGUUCAUGUCUUGUGAAUGAGGGGGAGUGGGAGUAAGCCAGUGCCAGUAGUACUUGGAGCAGCAGCUUGGCAUCAAACGUGGUGUAAAUGUGGGAAAGGAAAUGCAUCGCUUUUGAGUUCAUGUGGUGUAUUUCGCUAUUAAUUAGCUUUUUCCACCAAUUAGUCUGUUUUUCAUCUGAAAUCAUUGUAAACCGCAGAAGCCGUAUACAUGGCCUUUUACACCUUUUUCCAGCGUGACUUUUCCCUAUUCCAAUAUAAACGUAUUCUCUGAAAGAUGAAAAAAAC